Microplitis mediator is the source of this 4152-nucleotide messenger RNA. Its product is annotated as putative ankyrin repeat protein RF_0381. The transcript is spliced from 3 exons. Gene Ontology annotation, molecular function: protein binding. NCBI's taxonomy places the organism in Eukaryota, Metazoa, Arthropoda, Insecta, Hymenoptera, Braconidae. The coding region runs from base 712 to 2199 and encodes 495 amino acids. The record is from RefSeq and is a predicted model, not a curated record.
AGGAAUUCAAUCUGUGAUCUAGGUCAUUUGUGUCGUAAGCAACUUCAAGUUGUUUUCAAAAAAUGUGCAGUGAAAUAAAUUUUUGAUUUUUUAUCAGUAAAAGUCAAUGAAACAUCAAAAAUGUGCGCAAUUACUGUUCGUAAUUUUUGUAGGUUAACUAUAUAAUUAAUAUUAACAAUAUCAUCAAUAAUAAUCAUCAAUUACAAUGACACCAAAAUUCCCGGACGUCAAAUAAUUUUUCUACUUUUCAAAAAACGAUAAACUACAAAAAAAAAUCCAUAGAAAUUCUGCCCACGUUUUUUUGCAAUAGAUCCGUUGGAGAAUCCGUCAAUUUCUUGAUAUCAAAAGCGCAGACCAGAAAAUUUUCAAAUUUUUAAAACCAAGAAAUCGUAAGUAAAAUUUCAUCGACAUGCGCAAUAAUAUUUUUAAAAAUUUUUCAAGAACUUGACCUACAAAUUUAUGACUCCAUAUAUAUGACAUAUAUUAUACAGUAAAAAAAAUUCCAAAACUAACGAACCAGAAUUGAGUCAAAAAAAAAUUAUCAAGAAAACUACGAAAAUGGUAUCAGUUAAAGUUUCGUCAAUUUCUUGAUAUCAAAAGCGCAGACACCAGAAAAUUUUCAAAUUUUUAAAACCAAGAAAUCUAAAAAAAAUUCCAAAACCAACGAACCAGAAUUGAGUCAAAAAAAAAAUUAUCAAGAAAACUACGAAAAUGUCAUCAGUUAAAGUUUUACCAUUCAGUUUAAUUUACCACCAAGUGCGUGAAAAAAUUCUCCAGGGAUCAAUGAGCGUCAACACAAGAUAUCCAGGUGAUUCUGAUGAAAAUCCAUCGAUUUUACAACUGGCGAUAAGAAAGCACGACUUCCGCCUGAUAAAUUAUUUACUGAAUCACAAAGUUGACCUGAACGCGACGUCAAAAUGUUUCGAACCCGCUCUCCACCUGGCGAUUCGUCUAGACUCCUACGACCUGGUGAAAAAACUCGUCGAGUUCGGCGCCGACGUGAACGUAAAACAAAACUUCACUGACAGACUUUUUCAGUACACGACAAUUUACCCAGCAGUCAGCGAAGAAAUAAAACAAGUCAUCGAAUUGUUGCUGGAAGACAAGAAUAAUGACAACAUAUAUUUAGGGGAGAAAGGAUUUUUUAUAGCAAUGGGUAACGAGAAUUUUAAUCCAUACGACCGAGUGCUCGAGUCAGGUGUUGAUAAUCUACCAGUCGGUGAUGUCGUCUCUCCCCUACAUCUCGCGAUCCAGGAGAAUAAUUAUCAAAUAAUUGAAUACUUGAUAGCUAACGGUGCUGAUGUCAAUGCGAAUUGCGAUGGUGUCACGCCAUUGUAUGUUGCCGUUGAGAAUAAAUAUACAGAAGUAGUUGAGCUGCUGUUAAAAAACAACGCGAAAGUAAACAUCCAAACGCGACCUAAAUCACUCAUUCAUUUACUGAACUGGAGCAGUUCCUUUGAAAUAGUCGACAUGUUGCUGGCCGCUGGUGCAGACAUUGACCUAGAUGUCGAUGGCACCCCACUACAUCAUGCCAUCAGCAAUAAAGUAGAAUCGAUGGUUGAGUAUUUGAUAAACAAUGGCGCGGAUGUUAAUUUAAAAAGCAAUGGGAUGUCAUGUCUGCACACUGCCCUCAGGUCUCCUAAUGAUAGAAUAAUGAGCAAGUUAUUGGUAGCGGGUGCUGAUGUAAAUGUUUUUACGAAGAAGGACAUUGCGGUACUUGAUGAGUCUAUAUCAUCGAUAUUCAUCAGCCAGCAAAUGAAGAGGGAAAUUAAGCAGCAUAUUGUCAAACUAAAAGCUGCUGGGUUACAUCUCGUAAGAUGCAACUUGGAGGCUGUGGAGAAAGGCUUUGAUGACUACUACAUGGACUGCUGUCAGGAAGUUGAUUCGCUGAAGGAAGAAAAAAUUAAGGGGACUCGGUUGAGUCUUUAUGAUGUGCUGCGUAAAAGUAAUUAUAAGUUGGCGCUAGCGUUGAAAAAUUUUGAACCCAUUUUCAGUGAUGAAGGUGACUUGGAAUCGACGUUUCCGUUUUAUGGUAAAAUUCUGAGUUUUAAAAUGUACAGAGCGUUGGAGACGAAGGAAUAUUUGAAAGUCGCGAGUGAACUUCUGCAUGAUGUUUUUGUUGGCAAACUACCGGAUGUGGUUAUCAGAGAAAUUUUUGAGUACUUCAGUUUGAGCCAUUUGAGAAUUAUGAGUCUAUGAGUUUUUUUUAUGAUCUGGGCGGCGUUAUUGUAUAGCGCGGUGGAGAUGAUUGCGAGUUUCCUAUCAAAAAAUCCAUGGAGUCUGGCUUGGAUUCCCAUGGCGUUUUCGAGUGGAUUUCCAUUACUAUCCACAGAGUCCUAAAUCCUUAUGGGAAUCUAGUAUGGAUUCCUAUGGGGAUUUUUGCUAUAAUUUUCUAUGAGAAUCCACAAAGUCCUAAAUCCAUAUGGGAAUCUAGUAUGAAUUCCUAUGUAGAAUUUUGCUACAAUUUCCUAUGAAAAUCCACAGAGUUCUAAAUCCAUAUGGGAAUCUAUUCUGGAUUCCUAUGGGGAUUUUUGCCAUAAUUUUCUAUAAGAACCCACAGAAUCUUAAAUCCAUAUGGGGAUCUAGUAUGGAUUCCGAUGGGGAUUUUUAAUACAAUUUCCUAUGAAAAUUCACAGAAUCCUAAAUCCACAUGGGAAUCCAGUAUGAAUUCCUAUGGGAACUUUUAAUACAAUUUCCUAUGAGAAUCCACAGAGUUCUAAAUCCAUAUGGGAAUCUAUUCUGGAUUCCUAUGGGGAUUUUUGCCAUAAUUUUCUAUAAGAACCCACAGAAUCUUAAAUCCAUAUGGGGAUCUAGUAUGGAUUCCGAUGGGGAUUUUUAAUACAAUUUCCUAUGAAAAUCCACAGAAUCCUAAAUCCACAUGGGAAUCCAGUAUGAAUUCCUAUGGGGAUUUUUAAUACAAUUUCCUAUCAGAGUCCGCAGAGUCUUAAAUUCAUAUGGGAAUCUAGUAUGGAUUCCUAUGAGGAUUUUUACAAUAAUUUCCUAUGAGAAUCCACAGAUUCUUAAAUUCAUAUGGGAAUCUAGUAUGGAUUCUUAUGGGGGUUUUUGCCAUAAUUUUCUAUGAGAAUCCACAGAGUCUUAAAUUCAUAUGGGAAUAUAGUAUGGAUUCCUAUGGGGAUUUUUACAAUAAUUUCCUAUGAGAAUCCACAGAUUCUUAAAUUCAUAUGGGAAUCUAGUAUGGAUUCUUAUGGGGGUUUUUGCCAUAAUUUUCUAUGAGAAUCCACAGAGUCUUAAAUUCAUAUGGGAAUCUAGUAUAGAUUCCUAUGGGGAUUUUUACAAUAAUUUUCUAUGAGGAUCCACAGAGUCUAAAUCCAUAUAAGAGUCUAGUAUGGAUUCCUAUGGGGGUUUUUAAUACAAUUUCCUAUGAGAGUCCGCAGAGUCUUAAAUUAAUAUGGGAAUCUAAUAUGGAUUCCUAUGGGGAUUUUUGCCAUAAUUUUCUAUGAGAAACCACAGAGUCCUAAAUCCAUAUGGGAAUCUAGUAUAGACUCUUAUGGGGAUUUUUACAAUAAUUUUCUAUGGAGAUCCAAGUUCUCAUAUGUAUUUUUUGUAUGGGAAUCCAGGUACUUACAGUUUCUUAUACAGAAUCCCCAUAUGAAAAUUUAGGUGUCCAUAUUUUCCACCAUGGAUUUUUUUAAUAGAGCUAAAAAAACAUUAAUUCAAAAUUUUCCCGCCCUUAUGGUUCCUGAAGGGGCUACCAGUAACCAUAAGGGCGUGAAAUCAAUUUUUUUGAGACUGAUGUUUUUUUUAUUUAUAAAUUUAGAAAUUAAUAAAUACAAAUUUGAAUUUUUCUUGUAAGCCCUUAUGGUUCCUAGCAGGGCUACCAGAAACCAUACGGACAAAAAAUUCAAAUUUUUUAAUCGAUAACUUUAAAUUUAGAAUUUUUAAAAUCAAAGACGAAUUCAAAUUUUUUACGCGCCCUUACGUUUUUUUCAACUCGUUCUUUUUUUUUACUUUUUUAUUUUUCUAUUCAAUAUUUUAAUUUAAAAAUUUAUUUAAUUACCGAUAGUAAUUAAUUGUAAAUUUAAUUUCCAUUAAAAACCACAAUUUUAAUUACACAAAAUUUCAAUUUUAAAAAAUUCAAAUUUCGCGCCACAGUUAUAAUUUAUUUUUAACCGAAUAAUUAAAGUACUAGUG